AUGGCUUCUCGCAAGAAGGUCUUGCUCAAGGUUAUUAUCCUUGGCGACAGCGGCGUGGGAAAGACAAGUCUUAUGAACCAAUAUGUCAACAAGAAAUUCAGCGCCAGCUACAAGGCUACGAUCGGAGCGGAUUUUCUCACAAAGGAGGUUCUCGUGGACGACCGAUUGGUGACGAUGCAGCUUUGGGAUACAGCCGGCCAGGAGCGCUUCCAAUCUCUCGGUGUCGCCUUUUACAGAGGAGCCGAUUGCUGUGUGUUGGUAUAUGAUGUUAACAACUCGAAGAGUUUUGAAGCUCUGGACAGCUGGCGAGACGAAUUUCUCAUCCAAGCCAGCCCCCGAGAUCCAGAGAGCUUUCCUUUUGUUGUGAUUGGUAAUAAAAUCGAUGCCGAAGAAAACAAGCGCAUGAUCUCGUCGAAACGGGCAAUGACCUUUUGUCAGUCCAAAGGCAACCUCCCAUACUUUGAAACUAGCGCAAAAGAAGCUCUCAACGUUGAGCAGGCAUUUGAAGUUAUUGCACGAAGUGCACUUGCGCAAGAAGAAGCCGAUGAGUUCAAUAGCGGCGACUUUGGCGACCCGAUCAACAUCCGACUUGACAGUGAACGUGAUGGCUGCGCAUGCUAA
Talaromyces rugulosus is the source of this 621-nucleotide messenger RNA. RefSeq lists its product as uncharacterized. Gene Ontology annotation, molecular function: GTP binding; GTPase activity. The transcript is spliced from 6 exons. Bases 1 to 621 code for a protein of 206 amino acids. Gene Ontology annotation, cellular component: vacuole; fungal-type vacuole membrane; late endosome. Lineage: Eukaryota; Fungi; Ascomycota; Eurotiomycetes; Eurotiales; Trichocomaceae. The record is from RefSeq and is a predicted model, not a curated record. Gene Ontology annotation, biological process: regulation of vacuole fusion, non-autophagic.